CAGGGAUGGCGCUAGUCCCGAUCGGGUGGGUUCAACACACGGAACCAGCGCGCUUUGCACUGAGGAUUCCCUUGCACCUCACUCACCCAAAAUGAAAAACUGAGAGGUGCAUGAGAUCGGUGACUUGAAUCUGGCAUCCAAUAUGCCGAGCCCUGUGGAUUUACCGUUCUCUCCCUCUUGUUUUGAUGCCCUUUCCUGGUCAUCAGACGGUGACCUUGCCGUGGCGGCGGGCGAGUAUGUCCAGAUCCUGACACCAAAGAAAUUGGAUACAGAUUCCUCUGCUCCUAAAAACCAAGAUGAGUGGAACAUUACACGCAUCCGUGUCAAUCUCUUCACUCUUGCCGAGUGGCAGUUUAUUCAACCCCAGAAUCGAGAUGACUUCUCCCUCGCAGCCGAGCAGUCAACAGGUACAGUGGUGGGUGUGGCUUGGUCUCCACCGGGCUUGGCCCGAUUUCGCCGAAGUGUGCUCGCUGUUCUGACAUCGAAUCUUCUCCUGUCUCUAUGGGAGCCUGUUGGCAUCCAAGGCCAAUGGACACGAGUCGCCAUCGUGAACCACAUCUUCCACCUUGAUCCUACAGCACCGGCUCAGCUGACUGGCUUGGAACUACGAAGAUCAAAUAUUCGUUCAUUCCAAUGGUGUCCACCGUUACUUGCGCCCCGCUCUCAGAAUGCGGGUUUAGCACCCGAGUCUGAUUCUCGCUGGGGUGUGCACCUACUUAUGGUGACCAACGACGCCAAUGAGGCCAUUCUUCUACGCGUGCUGAGGUUAAUGAGUGGGAAAAUAUCCUCCGUACCCUACUCUAUUGACAAGCUGGCACUCUACUCAAUGGAGGACGGCCAAGAACGUUAUCCGCAAGCUUGCUCCGCAUCGCUUCUUCGGAGUGCGCUCCAUACCAAGGCACGGGCCCUGUCAGUGUCUUGUGGUCCAUGGCUUGAGGUGCCCCGAGCAAGUGAAGAUGGAUCCUAUUCUGCUACGGCCGUUAUUGCUACAGUUUUCGGGACACAAAUACGAGUUUUCAAGAUCACGGUGACCUUGCUUGCAUCCAAUCCGGUUGAUGGUAUUAUCACUCAAUAUGAGGCAAGAGCAAGACUCUCGGAUCAUCCGUUGAGCUCAUAUUCCUCGAAAUGGACCCCACGCCCUGUGAAUGGCCCACUCAACUGGGCUUCCACCAACCAAUCGGCUGCGAUUACUCUUACAGCUCCCACAAAUGUGGGCUUAUUGGUCGUAUCCAUUCCUCGUGCUGUGUAUGAUGGCAGUGCAACACCGCCCGAUGAGCUCGAUACCCGUGAGUGGCCUUUAUCCUCCAUCGCCGACGAGGACGGUGAAGGCCCAAGGAGAUACAUGGAACCGAUUUCGGGGAUGACUGCCUUGUAUGAUGAGCAAAGCGGCGUGCUGAGCCUUCAUUUAGGCACAAUGAGUGGAUUAGGAGCCGUUCUAAACCUAGAUGAAUCUAGAACUGAUGGUAGCCCGAGAUUACCGCAGUGGAGGAAGAUUGUUGAGGACCGUCUCGAACAAUUUGAUCUCGAUCGUGAUUUGGGUGGACAGAGCGUCGCCCGAAUCUGGGGACUUGCUUCCUACCGCGGCGUGGUUGCCGUGCUCUUCUCCAGGCACCCAACGGAUAUGAUCGAAUAUAGAGUCACAUCCGAUGAACGGUCUGUCCUGGCAUUUGGCUCUGAGGACCCAGAUUACUCCCCGGACAUAAAAACACUUCUUGCUCCAAUUAUCUCGGCCACAGAGUCGUGGUCGCCGGCGGAUCAGCGGGAGGCAGCGAUAUCGUAUGUGCUCUCGAGCAUGGAUGAGACAGCUGCAGGGGAUCCAGAGAGCCAAAGGCUCAUCUAUGCCUCAGCCUGCUGCGCCAUUGUUGAUCAGAAAGGCGAAGCUAUCCGAUCUCUUGCUCGACAGUCGUUAAUACGGCUAGCAGUCCUGACAGGUGCGGACCUGACCGAGGAAAUAACCAGAUGUGAUGAAGAAUUCCCAACAUUAUCUGCAAAGUCCCUCGAGCAUCUCAGCGGCCCGGGGGCACACAUGUUCGAAAAGUGCGAGAUUUGCGACGCGGGAAUUGCUUGGGUUUCAGCCACUGAGGCCCAAUGCACAGAGGGCCAUCUCUUUGUACGUUGUGGGCUGAGCUUCCUGGCCAUUCAAGAACCCGGACUGUCCAAGUAUUGCUCUCGCUGUCGGGCAGAAUACAUCAAUGAAGAGACGAUUGCUCAAAUUCAUGAAGGCACCCUCUGCCCACUUUUCAGAAAUCUCUUUGAGGCCUUUGAUACGUGCCUAUAUUGUGGGGGCAAGUUUCAGGCCAGCAUCUAGAUUCUGCCAUGAUAUGUUCUGGAUGCAAUACAGCGCAAUCGUUCUCUAAAAGAUCUUGACGAAAAGACUUUCUGGCUGAUGAAGGAUUUCAAUGACCUGGUUCAUACGUAUUUCAUCACCGAGAUCAUCUAUGUUAAACCGAGCAAAGUUCCUGCAAUCGGAUCCCAUUCGUCAUCCCAUCGACAUAAGCUCUCUUUCUGGGCACCUGCCCGCAGGCGAUUCAAUUUUUGGUCAUCACUGAACAAGUCGACCAGCUGAUCUGUCAGCUCUCCCGCGCUUCCAAAACCCAUCCCAUUGACACCUUCUGUCACCAACUCUGGCCAGGCCUCGAACCGAUUCCAGCCAACAACCGGCAGUCCCGCGCCAAACAUAUCGACAACCUUCAUUGGAAGGUCAACGCCGCUGCUACUGGUGUGCAGGCUGACACCCAGAGAUGCCGAUGCCAACAGAGACGCGUAGUCUGGCACCGUUAACCAUGCGGUGCGAAUGGUAACCUUUUGAAGCUUUCCUGCAGCUUCCAAGGUAGUGAUCUGCUUCAGAUACAUUUCCUUCUGCGGUCCCUUCCCGGUAAUGAUGGCUAGGAUUUCCGGAAGGUGUGGCUGGGCUACGGCGAUUUCGGAAUACUUUACCAAAGCCUCAAUGAGGACGGAAAAGUCCUCAUCUGGAGUCCAUGAAGUGGAGCUCACUAGGACCCGAACAUCGCAAUUUUUGAGCAGCGGGCGAACAGACUCGGUUUCUGGGAGAGUUUCAAGGAACGCAAUGCGUUCAUCUGGGCUGGCAAUGGGAUGAAAAUGGCUCGCGGGUCGGUCAUGUAAUGACAGAAUGGGAGCCUCAAGCUGAAAGUCCUUCUUUAAAACCCGCCCCAUUGCAUCUGUUACACACAGGUGGGCUGAAGCCGACCAGCCGAAGAUCUUUUCAUACCAAGUCGAUAGCUUAACAAGAGGGUGGGUGUCGCCUAGCUUGAGCGCAAGAAUCGAGUAUCCAAAGUUAUGCCAAUCAAUGAUGAGCCGUGUCUGGCGUAGGAAACAAGACAAGGAUGUCACUGCUAGAGUGGGAAUAGAGGGUGGAUUCUAUUGAACAUAAGCUUGCGUCCAAGCCAUUCUCACUGGUGUUGUCGACUUACCUGUACGAUAAUCCACCGCGCGGGGGCAGUCGUGUAUGCAAGACAUUGCCAGAGACAAGCGAUCUGGAAGAGAACCUUCAAUGGCCCAAAUAUCGUGAACAGAAGCUUAUUGCUAGUCUGUAGGAUGGCCGGAUGAGGACGCAAGGCAACGAUGGUGAUAUUUGGGUUCGAUACAAUAUCGGGGUGGGGGUCGGAUUCUAUUCAGCGAAGUAUAAAAAACGCCGAUUAGCUCUAAAGUCAAUGAAGAGGGG
Molecule: messenger RNA, 3682 nt
Organism: Penicillium brasilianum
Lineage: Eukaryota; Fungi; Ascomycota; Eurotiomycetes; Eurotiales; Aspergillaceae
Source: the annotation of a GenBank genome assembly